CUCCCCCCAGCGCCUGCCCGUCCAUUCUGCUCGAGCGGCCGCUAUGUGGAAUAACGUUAUUGCCGAGCAACGGGCGGGUUGCUGAUGUUUGUCUGAGCCUAGGCAGGGCAGUUGCACUGCUAGGGAUGACGUAGUCUUGAAACAACAUUUAGUAACUGCAGAAAUGAGCUUAACAUCCUGGUUUUUGGUGAGCAGCAGAGGCACACGCCACCGGCUGCCACGUGAGAUGAUCUUUGUUGGCCGGGAUGAUUGUGAAUUGAUGUUACAGAUGGCCAAAGUGUGCAAAGUCCUGCAGAUACGAUCGCGCAGUGUGGACAAACAGCAUGCUGUUAUCAACUAUAACUCUGCUGAAGAUGAACACAAAGUAAAGGAUCUUGGCAGUCUAAAUGGGACAUUUAUUAAUGAAGCCCGAAUACCAGAGCAAACAUACAUCACUCUGAAGAUAGAUGAUAAACUUCGAUUUGGAUAUGAUACCAAUUUGUUCACUGUAGCAAGAGGAGAAGUGCAAGUCCCAGAGGAAGCACUGAAGCAUGAGAAAUUUACAAGCCAGUUGCAGUUACCACAGAAACUUUCAGAGGCUGAAGGAUCAGCAGAAGCUCCAGAUAGCUCUGUUGAGGCCAAAGCUGAAGUGAUGGUUCAUGUAGAGAUGCAUAAAACUUCAGACAUUUCUGCCAUACCUGUGGCCCGUGGUACCCCUCUAUAUGGCCAGCCUGCUUGGUGGGGUGAAGAUGAUGCAGAUGAUGAAAAUUCAAGCAAGCAAGAUCCCAAGCCUGGGAGUGUGAAGAUGGAAAGCAGUGCUACAGGAGGUAGAAGCCCAAGUGAAGAUGCCAAGGAAGUUAGUAAACCCAAAGAAGAUAGAAAAGACUUGGAAGAAGUAAUUUAUCCAUUCUGUAGAGAGCCAAGCUAUUUUGAAAUCCCUACUAAAGAAUUUCAUCAAGCUGCUGUGUCAAUGGAAAGUUCGAUUCAUGAAAUCCCUACAAAAGAUACAGAAGCCACUCAUGCAGUUGUUCAAGGGCAUGCUUCAUUUACUAUUGAAUUUGAUGAUCAUACUCCAGGCAAAGUGACAAUCAAAGAUCAUGUCACCAAAUUCACACCCGAGCAGCGUCAUAAGCAGAAGAAGUCUCCUCCAGCCAAAGAGCUGUCUGGACUCCAGGCUGCAAUGAAAGCAGCAGAAAGCAAAGUGGCUGACUGGUUGGCACAGAAUGAUCCUCCCAGAAUGAGACGAGAAUCAAUGGAUGAUGAUUGCAAAAGCAUAAAGAGCGAUCUCUCUGUUCAAAUGAGGCGAUUAAAAGGGAGUAAACAUGAUGAUGGAACACAAAGUGAUACAGAAAAUGGAAAUGGCCAAAGGUGUGCUCGCAAACACGCUGCACUUGAAGAUCAAUUGAGGAUGUAUCGUGCAGAACAGAGGCUUCAUCAGAAGAUUGCAACUUCAGAAAAGGCCCAUGAGAUUCCUUCAAUGAAUAGGACUGCCUUUAUGAUUGAGUUCUUUGACGAUCACCCACGCAAGCGACGAUCCUAUUCUUUCACACAGAUUUCACCAGCUGUACCCCAAGAAGGUCCUCAUCCGUUUCCACCUGCAAAGCUGGACAGGUCUAAAGGUGGUGUAACUGACUCGAAGACAAGUUGUUCAACACAUCAGCCAAGUCCCCCUCAUAGUAAAUCACCACACAGUGUACAUGAGCUUCAAACAAAACACUUACAAAAACAAAAAUCUGAUGAACUAUCAGUUCCUUUAAUAUCUACCCAAACAACACAUUCAAGAUGUUCUGGUAGUACUGGGCACAGACAGAAUCAAAGUCAGCACUUGGAACAACAUAUAAAACUUUCUCCAUUGGCCACAAAGGAAAAUGAGGAUGAUCAGAGUGAUAAAGGAACAUACACCAUCGAGCUUGAAAAUUCCAAUAUAGAAGAGGAGGAAGCUCGUAAAAUGAUUGACACGGUAUUUGGAAUAGUAGAUUCCCCCAAAUACUCUGGUAUAGCAAGGCCAAUCAUUGCUGAACAAAAGAUCAAGUGGCAGCCAAAUUCUACUGAACAAGCAACUGAUGCAAGAAAUGGAGAACUUAGUAAAGAGCUUUUGAAUGACUCAGAGACUCAGCCUGAAGGUUCCUUUACGCUCAGCAGCCCUAGGUGGGUGUCCCAGUGGGCGCAUUUAGCUGCUAAUGAUGUGACGCCAGCAACAUUCGGUACUCAUGACCGAGAUGCAGACAUUAGUGAAACUGGUAUCUCAGUAAAAACCACAUCAGAAACAGCCAGUGUAGCAGAGAGAAAGAGACGAACACUUCCUCAGCUUCCAACAGAGGAUAAAACAGCCGAAGGCCUAAGAUCAAAAGGUUCCUUUACUUUAAACCUAUCAAAAUCAAGACGUGAGGUAGAUGAAAAGCAAGACACUGAGCUUCCUGAAAAAGAAACUACAACUCCACCUCAUCAGAAGGACAAACAAAAGGAGCACACCAGCAGCAUUUCGAAGACAGGCAGGUCAAAGAGUGGCUCUGCUAUCAAAGGUGAUAGUGCUGGAGAUAUUUGCAGUGAAACAGUGAACAACAAGGAAGGUGCAGUGUUUCAGUCCAGCAGCUGCACUCAGAUUACUAAAGCAAAAGCUGAGACUAUCAAGGGAAUACCAGGAACAAGGCUGUCUUCACCUACAACUCAACAGGGCCAUAAAGAGAGUUUGUACCAACAGGGCUCUUCUAAAACAUCUACAAGUAAGCCUCUGGUUAACACUACUAGUCAAAGUGACAAAAGCAGAGAAGUGUCACCUAGGCAACUGGCCUCGCACAAAGCUGAUAUACGGGAAUGCAGGCAAACGCCUGCGAUGGGCACUUUUGACAAAGCAGAGAUGCGAGUUGAAAUAAAACAGAAGAAGUCAGAAGAGUCUGUCAGAAAACAGACUCCUAAAAGUGGGGACACAGAAAGAAAAGAUUCUCCUAGGCCUUUGGUCAGACAGGGAAGCUUCACCAUUGAAAAACCAAGUAGUAAUGUGCCGUUAGAGCUUAUACCUCGGAUUAGUAAGCAGUCUGGGUCACCAGGUGAAACAUCUGUAACCACACGGAGCAGGGAGCGAAGCAGUUCUAAUGGGACAGAAUCCACAGUUGACACCACAAUUUUAUUAAAGGAUACAGAAUCUGUAAUGGCUUUUCUUGAGGCAAAACUGAAGGAUGAGAACAAGCUUGAUGGUGGCGAUGAAACCCCAAGCUACCAUAGGGAUGAUUCCAUCUCCCCUGAAUCCGAUGUUGACACUGCUAGUACUAUUAGCUUAGUUAGUGGAGACGCAGAAAAGAAGUCUCUUCAAAAGCGAAGAACUCUAAGUAACCUUCACAAGGAGAAGAGUUUCACAAAAUCGCCUAAGGAUUUGUCAAAGACAAUUGCAACCAAUGCUAAAGACAAACUUGCAGACAUGAAAACUAAAGGUCGUGCUUCUGACCUUGGUGUUAGAUCCGAACCUCGCAGGCCUGUGCAAACCACUGGCAGAGCAAGACAAGCAUCUUUUGACUUGACAGAUGAUGACCAAACAUCAAGUUUUCCUCAGUCCACUAUCUCAGAUUUUCUUUCUUCAGAUCAAGAAACAUAUUCCAGCAGAUCACAAGGUAGAACAUCAUUUACGUCCACAGAUGAACUGUUACAUUCCAAACUGGAAGGCAAUAAAUUAUCCAAGUCAAAAACUGCUGCUAUUAGUUCAGCUAGCAAAUCAACAGCCUUGCCCAAGCCUCGGCCAACCAGAGCAUCUAUCUUACGUAGGGCACGCCUUGGUGAUGUAUCAGAUAAUGAACUGGCAGAUGUUGAUAAAGUUUCAGUAGUAUCUGAAGUAUCCACAACCAGUUCAACUACAUCAAAACCACCUUCGGGCAGAAAAACACCCUCUAGAUUAGAUCUCCUUGCCCAACCACGACGUAACCGGCUAGGUUCUAUAUCGGCUCGCAGUGAUUCUGAAGCAACUGUAACUAGGAGUAGUGUUAGUCGAAGUGGAGACUCUUCUGUUCGGAGUAACUUGCGUGGUAUGUCAACCAUGGAUAGCAAAGCUUCUCCUAGACUUCGUGCUAAUAGCAUUUCAAGAAUGCCUGAUUCUUCUAAAGUUAAAGCAUCAAUAGCAGGACACUGUUCUCCAUCAGUUGUUUUGCAAGGUCCACGAUGGAGGCGCUUCCCUACAGAUUAUGCUUCAACUUCUGAAGAUGAAUUUGGGUCAAAUCGUAGUUCACCUAAGCAUACCCGCCUACGCACCAGUACAGCACUGAGAAGCACUAAACUGCAGAACAGUAAUGUACCAUCAACAACCAAUGUGCUCCUGAAAAACAAAAUGAAGGAACAGGAUGACUACAUAAGAGACUGGACUGCUCACAGUGAGGAAAUUGCCAGGUAUCUUUCAAUAUCAAAGAUCAGUCAAGAUCUGGCCAAGGAUCUGGCCAUCCUUGCACGAGAAAUCCAUGAUGUGGCAGGUGAGAUAGAUUCUGUGAGUUCAUCGGGCACUGCCCCUAGUACCACAGUAAGCACUGCUGCCACCACCCCUGGUUCAACCAUUGACACAAGGGAAGAGGUAGGAGACCUUCAUGGAGGAAUGCCUAAGUUGGUUGAUCGUGUUUUUGAUGAAAGUUUGAACUUUAGAAAAAUCCCUCCAGUGCCAUGUAUAAAACCAUCAGCUGGAAAUGGCAGACACAGCGAUUCCAGAUCUCAAAUUUUUGAAGUUGCUGAUCAGGCUACAAAGAGGAAGACAUGGAGUAGGGAUGAAGCGGUUUUAGAUAGUUUGAUGCUGACCUCUGUAUCCCAGCUGUCUCAAAAAAUUAGGCAUGCAAUGGAGAAAACUGCUCUGAAGAUCAGGAUUUUGUUCAAAAAUGAAGAUAGAAAUUGGGAAGAAAUUGAAAACAAAAUGCGGUCUGAGAGUGAAGUUCCUAUUCUGAAAACAUCAAAUAAGGAGAUUUCAUCAAUUCUGCAGGAGUUGAAAAAAGUAGAGAAGCAGCUACAAGCCAUCAGUGUGAUUAUUGAUCCAGAUGGUGCUUUGGAUUCAGCAUGUGGCCUGAAAUUAUCAAGUCCCAGUUUGCUAGGACAAACUAAGCACAAGACUAGUUCAGAUCGAAGUCCUCCAAUCACAACCUCUAAUGCUGACUACCACAACCAUUUCAGCCAAUACGAACACAAUGGGGAGGACAGAGAGAAUUCUGUGCAUGAGUGACACUACUUUUUUGUUGUCUCUUCAAAGUGGCAGAGUAUUUAUCAACAGGCACAAUAUUUUUGAUCUGGCCUAUGUUAUUGAGAACAGUUCUGCUUGCCUCACUAGCCUUGAGGUAUUUUCCUGCUUUCUGUGGUGCUUUCCUCACCACAUAACUUUUGCUAUGGCUGUAAGCUUUGCAUCCAUCCAAUAAUGAAACAUUAGGGGGACAGAAGUCACAUUGUCAGAUGUGUCCAGUGAAAUGUGAACACAUCGAUGGCUCUGCUGGCCUUCAUGAGUCAUCUUCAAAACAAAAUGGAGAAGCAAAUUGGCAUUAUUAUUAAAACUGGAAUAGAAAUGUGUUUAAGCACUAUGUAAAAUGGACUAAUAUAUAGGCAACACAAGCUUAGAAUAUCAAAAACAUCAGUGCCAAACUGCUCAGUAUAUUGGUCAGUUGAACAACGUUCUGUUGAAUCAAAGAACUGCUGUUUGUUAUUUAUGUGUUUAGUAUGUAAACCACAGACUCCACAUAGGAUAUUGCUUAACUGUACAAAGUAGAAAACAUAUUCAGCAAUUAUUGUAACUUUGGAUAAGAAUCUCUGCUUUAUGCUGUGAUCAGAAGUUGGUUAAUGAUUUGUAAUGCUGAAAAGUCCUGUUGAUUGCAACAUUUUUAGUAUUAUACAAUAUUGCACUAUUAACAACAUGCGAGUUAAAGGAUGGGAAUGUUACGUUGGCAACUGAGUCUUGUUUAACACUCUCUUUAUCCGUCAGAUUUAAACAAAAUCAUAAACAAGCAAAAAUUAACAUGUUGUUUUGGGGAUUGCACACAUGAUUUGCCAUUUCUUAAGAGGAAUAAUUGAGAUGCUCGUUUUUGUACAAUGAGCUGAUCAAUAUGUCAGAGGACCAAUUUCAAAUCAGUAGCCCAUAAGUGAUUCACUCCAACAAAAUCUUAGUAACCCAACUUUGUAUAGAGCUAGUGCAUAAUAAGUAUUAAAAACAAACUUGAUGGAUUAAGGAGGCACAGUGAGGCAGCACACACUUUCACCUCCCUGGUAUAGUUUUGCACCUAAUUUAAGCUGAUGCAAGAAAGUGUCUUGUGAACUUGCCUCGUUGACGUAAAAUGUGUUCAGGGCAUUCUUUCUCAGUUUUUGUUUAGAAUUGAGUCAAGAUGGUAAAGUUGCUCAUAACAGGCAGCCCACUCAAGCAUGGAUGAGGAAAUAUAAAGUUAAACUGGGAUUCUAAUUAUGCUGCCAAAUAAUGUACUUUAUAGAUAGGUUUACUGCAUACCUGGUUGCUUUGGAUACUGACUUGGUGACAGAAGUACCCCAUUCUCAUCAGAAUGUCCUUUACUUUAAAUGUUACUAUUGAAACUGGAAAUAAGAAAAAAAUCCUUCCUAACCACAUGCACAACACAACUUUCAUCCAAAAGCCAGAAGGACAUCUCUUCAUUCUGCUCCCUCAUGUAAAACUAAUUUUGUCAAUAACAGUUCUUUGAUGAUCACCAGUACGAAUUUGUUCCUUGUCUUGCUUUUUGUGAUAUUGUUUAGAAGCUAUAUAAAUAACUGAAGUGAGAAAUGGAAACUGGAAUGAUGACAGUAGAAUGUGUAUUUCUGAAUUUGGAAUUAUUUUGAGUAGUUGAGAUAUGUUAAAAAGAUCCAUAAAAUAUCUUUUCUGAUAUCGGGACUGGCUAGCAAAGUUUUCCUGUUUUCUCCAUUGCUGAUGUUAUCUAUGUUGAUCAGCACAAAUCAAAGUAAAGCUCCCCACUGUCUUCAUGGGAACAAUGAUUUUAACAUAUUUUAAGAUUUAGUAAUAGAACGUUUUACUAUUUAGCUAUGUCUUGACUUGGUUAAAUCCAUUUUUUAUAUUUUGCAUAGAACUGAUCCCUCUACUUCCAUCCAGCUCCUUGCUUCGUCCCUGAAUCAUACAUUGUGCUCAGAAAGACACAUUAUACACUUAAGAUAUUUGACUAAUAUUACUGUGAGUUUGCUGCUAAAAAAUAUGAACCUAGUCUGGUCCCUUCCCUACUUAUGUUUUGGUCUCUCUAACAUUCUAGCUACAAUUGAACUCAGCAAUGCCAGAAAGUGUAAUCCACAUCACAUUACUUUAAACUACCCAUUCUUGGCACCAAGUGCACCGCAAGCAUUGAAGCUUAGCAAAUCUGCUUUUAAGUAAUUGUACACUAAAUGAUACAGCCACAUGCCAUAUAAAUUGAUCUUGACACUGCAUCUUGUUUUAAGUAGUGGUGGUAAUUCAAUUGCGUGGUGUCUGGUGUAACACUCUCUUCCCUGGCACACAAGGCUCUUUUGAGAUAUUUUGAAGAAUGGAUUUUUUAACGUACCUGACCACUGGUACUAUUGCCUUUUUUUUGAUACUGAAGCAUCUUAAAAACUUUAUACUUUUUUCUUGCAUUUUUCUUUAUGGCCUAACUUCAGGGCAGAAGGAGUGCUGCCCAAUACAGCAUCCCUAUUGAUGUGAUAUAGCAGGCAUUGUAAAAAGAAGGGAAGUUAGAGAGUAGGACCAACACCAUUCCAUUUGGGUUUCAAAUAACAUCAUACUUUAAUGUGGAUAAUUCAAAUGUGUAUUUAAAAAAAGUAGGACCUCUUGUCCUAUAUUCAAUUUUUAUAUUCACCUGAUCAAAAAUAGUACUAAAAGAAUAAAUCCCAGUUGUUUUGUUGUUCACAAAAUAUGAUGGUAAUUUCCAAGUUGAUUGCCAACAACCUUGUUGUCCUUCUGAAAAAGUUUUCAAUUUGUUGUUGUUGUUGUAGUUUUUACCAGACUCUGCAUUGGUCUAGAUUAUUCCAUUCCACUAGCUGGCAUUCUAACACUAGCUCUUAUUCAAAAACAAUUGACAACCAAGUAAUAAUCAAGCUGUAUUUUUUUGAAGAAUGUUUGCAUUGACACAUCAUUUAUCUCACACAUCUGUUCAAUUCUGACAUUGUAUUAUGGGUUGCCUAUGAUGGUGUGAAUAUAUAUAUCUCUAACAUUUAAUUUGUCAUAUUCCACAAUUUUAAUCAAAAAUUGUGAUCCAGGAAUAUUCCAACAAACCUAAACUAUUUAGGCUCUUAUCACGUACAGUUAAUGGUGUGAAUUCAGUGAUGCAUAACAGUGUGCGAUAUUGCACACUAGGUCAGACCUUAGCAACUAGAAACAGGCAUUAGGCUAACAGGAUAGAAUCACUCCCAGUCUAAAUUUACAAAUGCUGUUUGAAUAUUGUGGAUUGAAAAAAGUGCUUUUGUUUUCUGAACAUUGAGAAAGGAUAAUGAGACAACCAAUGUUGCCUAUAUUUUCUCUGUGUGGCUGGAAGCUAUUACAAUACCAAAAGCAGAGUUUUACCCCCAUGCUGAAAAGUGAUGAGUUGGCAUAUGACAGAGCUUCUCUAAUAAAUAGUGAAGAAAUUAUUUUUCCAACUUCUAAACAUGGCUAAGCGUUUCACUUUCUGUAUUGGUUUGGGUUUACACAUUUGUUGUAAUUUGUAAUAUUGCCUUUUGUUUUGCAGUUACAUGGUUUUCUCUUGAUUUUGUACAAACACUAUUGGCUCUAUUUAUUUUUUUGGUUAUGUAUGUUCAUUUGUAUUUUUACAUUUCUAAUGUGUUCAAAUAAAGUUCUUUUCCCAGAUUUUUGCCACAGAAUGUUUGUUACAAAACUAAAAGGCCAUCACGGACUGAUUAUUUGAUGGAUGUCUGAGAUGUUAAUAAAAUGCAAGUUUUAUUUC
This is a messenger RNA of Rhincodon typus (whale shark), 8849 nucleotides long. RefSeq names its product centrosomal protein 170Aa (gene cep170aa). Gene Ontology annotation, cellular component: centriole. The record is from RefSeq and is a predicted model, not a curated record. Gene Ontology annotation, molecular function: protein binding. Lineage: Eukaryota; Metazoa; Chordata; Chondrichthyes; Orectolobiformes; Rhincodontidae. The transcript has 20 exons. The coding region runs from base 164 to 5161 and encodes 1665 amino acids.